CGUACCGCUCGCGCGCCGGCCGCGCAACGAAAGUGACAGACUGUGUUGGAUGUGUGUGUGUGAACUGGAGCAGUGAUCGGUAGCCAGUGUUAUCCUGAAACUGUUCCGCCUGGAUCUGCCUGCUGCCACAAGGUAGAUUUGGAUUUGUGUGUGAUUACAUUAUAGAGCUCCGGAUAUCACAAAUAUAUGCCGCUAAGAUAAGCAAUUUUGCGCCGAACGCCCCUGGACUGAGACUAUGAAGAGGACCAGGUUACUGCUCGCGAUCGCGACGCUCCUAUUACAGGAUGCAAGAUGCGAAACUGCGGUGGACUCUGCUUCGUUGCCGCUGGAGCACCGCGCGGGCGGCGGCUACGGCCCGCCUCUGCCCCAGUCGCACUCGGACGACCCGUGGCCCUUAGCGACACCGGACAGCCCAAAGAUCAAACAUUUACAAGUGCAGUGCGAGAAAACUCACAUGAGGGUUAAUAUUGAGUUCGAUCGCCCAUUCUACGGGAUGAUCUUCUCUAAAGGUUUUUAUAGCGAACCUAGCUGUAUGCAUUUAAAACCUGGCACCGGACAUCUCAGUGCCACGUUUGAAAUCUUCUUGAACAGCUGUGGCAUGUCCAGCUCGGCAAACCACAAUGUUGCUACGUACGGGAGCCCCACUCCGAGCGGAUCUUACGUCGAAAACACGAUCAUUGUCCAGUAUGAUCCGUACGUCCAAGAAGUUUGGGAUCAGGCGAGAAAAUUACGAUGCACCUGGUAUGACUUCUAUGAAAAAGCAGUCACAUUCAGACCCUUCCAAGUGGAUAUGUUGCACGCCGUCACGGCGAACUUUCUUGGCGACAACCUGCAGUGCUGGAUGCAAAUACAAGUCGGCAAAGGACCCUGGGCCUCCGAGGUGUCAGGCAUUGUGAAAAUAGGACAAACUAUGACAAUGGUGCUCGCAAUAAAAGACGAUGAAAACAAAUUCGACAUGCUUGUACGGAACUGUGUCGCACACGACGGCAAACGAGCACCAAUACAGCUUGUAGACCAGUACGGCUGCGUAGUAAGACCUAAAAUUAUGAGCAAAUUCCAGAAAAUAAAGAACUUUGGGCCGUCAGCAUCAGUCGUGUCCUUCGCAUACUUCCAAGCAUUUAAAUUCCCAGAUUCCAUGAAUGUACACUUCCAGUGUGUCAUCCAAGUAUGUAGGUACAACUGCCCUGAACCUAAAUGUGGUGGUCUAGGAGCUGAUUACGGUGUACCACUACUGGGUGGCAACUCUCUCAGUGCUGGAGAAUACGGGGCGCCUAACUCGCCUCAUGCUGAAUAUGGACCUCCGCCACCGUCGCCGCACGGCGAGUACGGAGUACCACCGGCCUUCCCCGACCCACGACACCCCGCUGACGCGACCGGCUCCUUCUCAGAAAAGCGUGACGAUGCUGUACCACCACCGCAAGCACAAGUAUCUUCUACACCUAAUGCACCUAGCCCAUCUUCCCCUGCACCGUCCCGAGAUGAGGACGAAGUAAAUCUACCACCCCCGCCCCCACCGGGCCGUCGCGGCGUAUACAACACAGUUAAGAGGAAAGAUGAAGCGCAUGGUAAUUUAGCAACUUUAGGAGGACGACCACGGUCAGUAGAAGACUUGCCAGAAAGAUUAGUGGGCGCGAGACGGCGGAGAGAAACAUCAACGCAUUCACGGAUUUACAAGCGUGACGCUCAAGAAAUGACAGAUGUUAACACUAGUCGUACAAUUCAGGUUGUAGCACCGGGUGACGUUAAUUUCGCAUUGAAUAACGCAGCGGGUAACGAAACAGUAGUUAUUCAGUCGCCCGCGAGCGAUCCGGAGACGAUCUGCAUGUCGGUCCCGUCGUUCGUGGCGGGGCUGGUGAUGCUGCUGCUGGUGCUGGUGGUGGCGUCGCUGGUGGCGGCCUUCCUGUUCGUGCGCGUGCGCGCGCUCGACCGGAAGGGCGCGCACGGCGCCGCCGCCUACUUCGAGACGGAUUACGUGAAGCACGCCAACUAGCUGGCGUCGUCAGUGUGUGGGUGUGUGUGUGACGCGAGGACGUUCCAUAAACUCUUCUCGGAUCCAAAGAGCGUGCGUGCUUCGGCCCCGGCCGGACGGCGCCGCCGCUGUCGCGGUCGCGAUCGAAGCCCGGUGACGUGUGACUUAUUUAUUUAGUUAUUUAAUGAGCGUGAUGUCUUUGUUCGACUGUUUUGUAAAUUAUUUUAUUCGUGUGAAACGCACUCUGUACUGCCUUAUACCUAUAGUCGAUACGUCUGUUGUAAUUUUGUAAAGAGUCGUUAGUAAGGAAAAUAGUCCUUAAGUUGUAUACCAAUUAAAGUGUCGUGUGGAAAGUUAAAA
Leguminivora glycinivorella is the source of this 2329-nucleotide messenger RNA. It is a transcript of the gene dyl, whose product is annotated as cuticlin-4. The record is from RefSeq and is a predicted model, not a curated record. The transcript is spliced from 4 exons. The coding region runs from base 236 to 1990 and encodes 584 amino acids. NCBI's taxonomy places the organism in Eukaryota, Metazoa, Arthropoda, Insecta, Lepidoptera, Tortricidae.